CAUCGACACAGCACAUGUGUGAAAAUGCCAUGCGUGUGUGUAGAUACGUAGAACUUACGCUCAAUUCAGCAAUUGGCAAUUGUUACAUGCGUGUAGUGUGUAGUAUUUACACGAAUGUACGACGAAGGAAUCGCUGAACAGAAAUAACUUACAGAAAUAACUUAAACAAGAUGAGGCCGCUCACUGAAGAGGAGACCAAAUUAGUUUUUGAAAAAUUGUCAAAAUAUAUUGGAGAGAAUGUAAGGAUGUUGAUUGAUAGACCAGAUGGAACAUAUUGCUUUAGGUUUCACAGAGAAAGAGUCUACUAUGUCAGCCAAGACAUCAUGAAGCGUGCAGCCAGUGUGAGUAGAAAGCAGUUGGUCAGUAUGGGGACAUGUUUUGGAAAGGUCUCAAAGUCAAUGAAGUUUCAUCUGAACAUUACUGCCCUGGACUUCCUGGCUCCAUAUGCAAAGUAUAAGGUGUGGGUGAAGCCAGGGUCAGAACAGUCAUUUUUGUAUGGUAAUCAUGUAUCAAAGGCUGGCCUUGGUCGUAUCACAGAGAAUGCAGGACGCUAUCAAGGAGUUGUGGUUUACUCAAUGGCAGAUAUUCCACUGGGUUUCGGAGUAACAGCCAAAUCAACACAGGAAUGUAGACAUGCAGAUCCAAUGACAAUAGUAGUCUUCCAUCAAGCCGAUGUUGGACAAUAUCUCAGAAAUGAAGAUACAUUACUCUGAGCUGAGACAAUUCAUUAUUCAUAUAUCUACACUCAGACCGUGUCCGAAUUGGUGAAUACAGCUACUGCUGGAUCCCUCCAUCAUCAUAUAUUGAAGUAUAGGACAUUCUUAGCAACAGAACACCCUCAAAAAACAGUUAUAUUCAAAGAAGCCAGUUCGGAUACAGCCUAGACGUGAUGAUGUAGAACACCAAUCACAGAAUGAAAUGUGAGAGUCUAUUUUAUGGGUCCAACGAGAAGUAUUGUUACUGGGUGGAGAGCAGUGUUAUGUGGCAAGGGAUAGUGUCUUCAACUUAUGUAUAAAGGAAAUCAACCAAGAAGAAGCAUUACAUCGUUAUAUUGCCGCUGUAAAUGAAGGUCAAACACAGAGGAAGUUCAUAAUAAAUCCAACCAUCUGUGUUUUAUUGUGUAUCCUUUAAUAAGAUAGCCCACUAUCAUCAGCAACAUUGCCCAAUAAAACAUGCAAAAUCUUGUUGCUAGGAAUUUUGAUUUCUGCUGAAAACACGAUGGUUGGCUAGUAGUUCCAAUGUUUUUACUAAUAUUUUGCUAACCAGAAUUUGGUUACCAACCAAACUGCUAUGUCACAUGUACAAUUUGUGAUCGAUAUCCUGCUCAUUUUUGCUAAGCAGAAAAUUCUUAAGCAAUAUUUUCUGGUUAAGCAGUUUUCUGAAAUUGGGUCUUCCCACCUUCAAAGUUACCAGGUUGGUUCCUGUUGCUAUUUAAUUGAUAAGACAUUAACAGUAGCAAGCCCUCAUCAGAGUUCAUCACACUCGUAAACAACUUUUUAGAAAAACAAUUCCUUAAAGGACUAUUACAGAAUUUUUUUGAAAAAAAAAUUGGUCUAAAGAUAACAGAUUUACACAAAACUUAUUUGGUCUAAUGAUGAUAGUAGAAAACAUCCCUUGGGAUUUUUCUGUUUGAUGAGAAAUAAAUAAAACUAAUUUUCUGUUUGGAGUUUAGCGCUCAGUGAAUUUUUUUUCUUCAUUUUAUUUGGAUCGAUGUCAUGCACAAUGUGUAAUCGGUUUUUCUUGUGACCUAGAUGGCCGAUGGAUCUCAAACUGAGGUUUAUCAGUGCUUACACUGCCAGGAACUGUUUUGUUAAUAGCAAAAUCAAUUCUGUAAAGUUCCUUUAAAGAUAUGUAAUAAGACUCGAUGUAUCUACAUAAGCAAUGUCUUACAAAAUUACUUGAAUUGAAUUUGAGACUUGGCUGAGGUCUCUAAUAUUCAAGCAUCUAAAAGCACACAAGUUGUGUGUCAAGGUUUUUUUUCUUUCUUUUUUUUCUCUCGCAACUUUGAU
Molecule: messenger RNA, 2009 nt
Organism: Asterias rubens (European starfish)
Lineage: Eukaryota; Metazoa; Echinodermata; Asteroidea; Forcipulatida; Asteriidae
Product: 60S ribosome subunit biogenesis protein NIP7 homolog
Exons: 5
Coding region: 171-713 (180 amino acids)
Biological process (GO): ribosomal large subunit biogenesis; ribosome assembly
Cellular component (GO): nucleus; nucleolus; preribosome, large subunit precursor
Molecular function (GO): RNA binding
Source: RefSeq, a predicted model, not a curated record